This is a messenger RNA of Fusarium proliferatum ET1, 411 nucleotides long. RefSeq lists its product as uncharacterized. The coding region runs from base 1 to 411 and encodes 136 amino acids. The transcript has a single exon. Lineage: Eukaryota; Fungi; Ascomycota; Sordariomycetes; Hypocreales; Nectriaceae. The record is from RefSeq and is a predicted model, not a curated record.
AUGGCGACCUCAACACCUAUUCCCAUUCUCACUAUUUCUCUUGUUCGCCAUCUCCACGGGUAUGGAAUAGCUGAAAGCCUCCAAGUACAAUGGUCUGAGACCAAAGUCCCUGCUUCGACAUCAUCCCGCUUCACCAACAUCGGCUUUGACCUUGACGCGCAGGGCGGCAACCUUGACGAACUUGAAUCGCAGCUAAGAGAGAGAGAAUGGGGCGGAAUAAUCGUCGGAUGGUGUUCUCGUGGCAACAUUGAGUUCACGGAGCUAUUUGAGUCAGUUGUUACUGUCUGCGUCGACUAUAUCGUCGAAACGAAGAAGGGCGACACGUCGCGGAAAGAACCCAAGCUGAUCUUCUGUCGCGGACCGGACGACUUGGUCAAUGCAACACUGCGCAAUUUCCCCGGUCAAGACUAG